AUGAAAUGCAAAUGCCUAAGUAAAGCGUAUGUCCCAUCCAGAACUCUGAAAAUUGGUCAAUCUUCAUCUGCUCCAAUUUCGUCUCCUGGUCGAAUCCCAGUAUCGGUAUCUCUCCCUGUUUCAUUUGAAAUACAUCGUUCAAACAUCUCUACAACUCCACCACUUAAGGAUAAAACUCUUGAAAAUCCUUUUAUAAGAAACCUCUUGAGCAUGAGUGCUCAUCCUCCUAUCCAUCCUAAUACUUCGACUCCUUCUGAUCCUACAAAUCCUCAUGAUGACAUCUAUCUUCGCUCCAUUACUUCUCUACAGAAAUCAAAAAUAGCAUCCGACAACUUCUGGGCAAAAUACAUUACUAAACAAGUGGGACCUCGCUUCCCAGGUCUUCCUACACCUGAUAUCUCAACUGUGCAGUUUCCCUUGCUUACUCUAUCCUCGGAAGCCUCAUCAGAUGAUGAAGCUCCAGCCACUCAAUGA
Molecule: messenger RNA, 474 nt
Organism: Vicia faba (fava bean)
Lineage: Eukaryota; Viridiplantae; Streptophyta; Magnoliopsida; Fabales; Fabaceae
Source: the annotation of a GenBank genome assembly